This is a messenger RNA of Epinephelus fuscoguttatus (brown-marbled grouper), 1847 nucleotides long. RefSeq names its product BUD13 homolog (gene bud13). Gene Ontology annotation, cellular component: RES complex; U2-type spliceosomal complex. The record is from RefSeq and is a predicted model, not a curated record. Gene Ontology annotation, molecular function: RNA binding. The transcript has 10 exons. Bases 13 to 1539 code for a protein of 508 amino acids. Lineage: Eukaryota; Metazoa; Chordata; Actinopteri; Perciformes; Serranidae. Gene Ontology annotation, biological process: mRNA splicing, via spliceosome.
CAUAACACAACGAUGGCGGCUUCAACUGGCAGCAGUAAGAAGCCAGAAUUAUCUAAAGCUGAGUACCUUAAACGUUAUUUAUCCGCAGACGAAGAUGCCAGGAAGUCAAAGGGGAAGCUUAAAAAGAAACGGCGUAAGGUUCCCGAGAAAGGACUUAAAAUAGUAGACGAUGACAUAGACUGGAGACAGAUGGUCCAAGAGGAGAAGGAGAUUGAAGAGGACGAAGAGGAAGCUCCAGUGAUUGCUGAGGUGAUUGACGAUCGACCUGAAGAAGUGAAGCAGCUGGAGGCCUUCAGAACCGGCAAUAGAUGGAAAGUGAUAGGAGCUGAUGAAAAUGAAGACACAGACGAGGGGAGAGAAGGAGAGCAUCAACUUUCAGAGCCUUUGGCAUCGAGCAGGAAUCGCCAUGACUCUCCAGACUCAUCCCCUCCAAGAAGAGGUCGUCACGACUCUCCAGAUAUAUCCCCUCCAAGAAGAGGUCGCCACGAUUCUCCAGACGUAUCCCCUCCAAGGAGAAAUCGCCAUGACUCUCCAGACAUAUCCCCUCCAAGAAGAGGUCGCCACGACUCUCCAGACAUGUCACCUCCAAGGCAACGGUCAGGGAAGUCAGGGAAGGCGCAAAGUAAAGAUUUAUCCCCCGGCAGAAGAAAGCCAAGCUCAUCAUUAUCAAAUAAAAAACGUUCACCCGAUUCUCGUCGCUCACCACCAGCAAAGAAGGCUCAGAACAGGCAUGAUUCAGAUUCUGACCAGUCGCCUCCAAGGAAAAAGGCACAGAGGAGAGAAGCAUCAGAAUCCGACCAGUCUCCUCCAAGGAGGAGCUCAAAGGCAAGACGAGGCUCUGACUCUGACCAGUCACCACCCAGGAGGCGGCCGCGGAGUGGGAAUGACUCAGAUGAAGAUCUGUCACCACCUCGUAGGCCUGGCCAGUCUCAGGGUCCAAGGAUGCUUUCUGGUGGGAAGGCAGGUCUGGUUUCUGCAGAUGUUUUAAGGAAGGAGCAGGCGGACAACCGGCGCAGAGAAAAAAACAACAAGCCACUGGAAGACGAAUCCCGCAAUGCUGAGACGGUGUUCCGAGACAAGAGUGGUAAAAGGAGGGAUUUGGAUACAGAGAGAGAGGAAAAGAAGAGGAAAGCUGGAGAAAAAGCAGCAAAGGAUGAAAAAUACGCUCAGUGGGGGAGAGGGUUGGCCCAGGGCCAGAUGCAUCAACAGAAACUUGAAGAUGCAGUGCUUGAAGCCCAAAAGCCGCUGGCACGUCACCGAGAUGACGAGGAUCUUGACCGCAUGUUGAGAGAGCAGGAAAGGGAGGGAGAUCCGAUGGCUGCGAUGCUCAGACGUAAAAAGGACCGCAACACAAAGACACAAGACAAACCUCGAUACAAAGGCCCAGCACCACCUCCAAACCGCUUCAAUAUUCUGCCAGGCUAUCGCUGGGAUGGAGUUGACAGAUCAAAUGGUUUUGAAAAGAAACGCUACUCCCGAAUUGCAGAUAAAAAGGCUGGCCAGGAGGCAGCAUAUAAAUGGAGCGUGGAGGACAUGUAAUGGCAAUCAGGAACUGAUGGAUCAGGAGCAGAGCUGAGGAGCAGACAGCUCAUCCAUCCACGACAACUGCAGAUUACACACAUCUAUUGAAGAGAACUGACUUUUUUGAAUAGACUGAGAAAACUUUUGUUCAACUUUCAAUGCUGUUUAAUACUGUACAUUAGAUAUCAGAUUAUAGUAAAUUGAUAAAACACAAAAAUAACUGUACAUAGCAGGGAAGUGACAGCGUCUUUAUCAUUUUGUAAUAACUGAGUCUUGUGGAGCCAAAAAAUGUUUUUCACUGUUUUAUUAAAUCAUGUUUUUUUUAA